UUAUUAGAUCAUGGGAUAUUCCACAAUACCUUACCAGUUUCUGUAGAGAUAAUAAUGUGCAGCAUGAUGUAACAAACGAAUCAAUUAAAUUGGUCGAUACAAGUAUUUCAUCAUGGAAAGAAAUAAAAGAUUUUCCACCUAUAAUUUCGCCUCUUGCUUAUCAAUUACUUAUGAUCAUUAUACUUCUCAUAUCAAUCGCUUUAUCAUUUAAUCUUCCUACCACCAAAAUACACUUCUUUAUUCUUUAUGCAUUAGCUUUUCUCCAAAUUUUAAUCCCAAUGUUAUAUAACAGUAAAUAUCAUUGUUCACUUCAAGCAGCAAGCUCGGUUGUUAAUUUCGUAAUUGCUUGCAAACUUUUGAUAUGGUUAAAAAAAUGUCAUUCAUCCAACACACAAAAAUCUGAAUUCAAUUCAUUUUUUUCAACACUAUUUAUUUGGAGACCUGACGCAUUAAAGAUCAACAAACCAGGGAAAAGAUAUAUUGAUCAGAUUACUAUAAAAGAUUAUCUUGUUAAUCAGGGACAACAUUCAGUCAGCAAAAUUUCCAAAUCUCAAAGUCAAUCCAUACUAUCAUCAAAAAUACAAGAAUUUAAAGAGUGGCUGAUCCUUUUAUUAUUUUAUACAAAAGUUCCACUGAAUUUCCCUUUCAUAUCAACAAGUCCACGAGAUUUUUGGUCGAGGCGUUGGCAUGUUGUCCUUCGAGAAAUUUUUGUAGAUUUAGGUUAUGAUCCUGUUAAAAGUCUUUUUGGUAAGCAUAAAAAAUUUGUAAAGAUUUUUGGAACAUUGUCUGCUUUUUUUGUUAGUGGACUAUUACAUGAACAUAUAGUUUAUUGUAUGUGGGGUACAAGACCAGGUGAACAAAUGAUUUUCUUCUUGUCUCAUGGCCUUUUGCUUAUUCUUUGGGAAGUCGUUGAAGGUUUUUUGGUUGGAAAUGGAAUAGUCAUAAAUGAAGUAAAAGAUAGUUGGGGAAUAUGGUUAUUUAAACUGGUAUUAUUUAAUACUAUCGCUAUAUUUACUAUUCCUUUAUUUAUGGAACCUUAUCUUCGUAAAGAUUCUUUUGUUUGUAUGAUUCAGGUCGGAUUGUUUCACAAUCAAAUAGGAUUAAGUUAA
Dentiscutata erythropus is the source of this 1109-nucleotide messenger RNA. The record is from the annotation of a GenBank genome assembly. NCBI's taxonomy places the organism in Eukaryota, Fungi, Glomeromycota, Glomeromycetes, Diversisporales, Gigasporaceae.